Pogoniulus pusillus (Red-fronted tinkerbird) is the source of this 2138-nucleotide messenger RNA. It is a transcript of the gene NCBP2, whose product is annotated as nuclear cap binding protein subunit 2. Gene Ontology annotation, molecular function: RNA cap binding. Gene Ontology annotation, biological process: mRNA cis splicing, via spliceosome. The transcript is spliced from 4 exons. Lineage: Eukaryota; Metazoa; Chordata; Aves; Piciformes; Lybiidae. Bases 62 to 535 code for a protein of 157 amino acids. The record is from RefSeq and is a predicted model, not a curated record. Gene Ontology annotation, cellular component: nuclear cap binding complex.
GCGCCGCGGGGCGGCAGGCGUGGGGCGGCAGGCGUGGGGCAGGCGCCGCGGCGGGGCCGCCAUGUGUUCCAUGGGCACGCUCAGCAUCCUGCGCAGCGACUCCUACGCUGACCUCAGCCAGUACCGGGACCAGCACUUCCGGGGCACUCGGUACGACCAGGAGCGGCUGCUGAGGAAGAGCUGUACGCUGUACGUGGGGAACCUUUCGUUCUACACCACGGAGGAGCAGAUCCACGAGCUCUUCGGCAAGAGCGGCGACAUCAAAAAAGUCAUCAUGGGGCUGGACAAAGUGAAGAAAACCGCCUGCGGCUUCUGCUUCGUGGAGUAUUACUCAAGAGGAGACGCAGAAAAUGCGAUGCGGUACAUCAAUGGAACCAGGCUGGAUGAUAGGAUCAUAAGGACAGACUGGGAUGCGGGAUUUAAGGAGGGUAGGCAAUAUGGUCGUGGAAGAUCAGGGGGCCAGGUCCGUGAUGAAUAUCGGCAAGACUAUGAUGCUGGAAGAGGUGGCUAUGGCAAAACGGUUCAGUGCCAGUGAAUAGCAAAUGACUCAUCAGCCUCACAGGAGAACUAGAUCUGCAUCGUAAUGGCACAAAAUAGUUCUAUUGGAAACAAAUGUAUGUAGCUGCAAAUUCACAGUGACUACUCUCCUUGUUCCUGUGAUCACACAGUAUGUUCAGUAUUUGUUCUGCUCUAAUACCAGGAUCCAAAGCAUUGUAGAGCACAUUAAUACGGAGGCCCUGGGGGCAAGGUUGCACACAAUAGUAUGUUGUGAUGCUUUGGUCUUUAAAUGCUGCUGUAACUACUAAACCUUAAGAAGAUUUAAUGAUAUGGUGCUUUGUUUCACUGGCAAAACUUGAUUAACACUGGAUUUUGUUUACAUUGGUAGCACGGGGCAGGGAGCCACAGUAGAGAAGGCUUGGCGUAUGUUUCAGAGAUGAAAGAAAAAGGCAGAGCCUGAAGAGAAAGUGGGAUUUCUAGGGAAUAUUUCCAAUGACUUGAAGUCUCUUGCAGAUUUUCUGGGAUUAGCAUCCUUUUACACUGAUGCUGUCCUUAGCAAACCUAUGUGAAUAGCCCCAGUAAAACAGAUUGAGCCCAGGAAUCAUAGAGUGAGAAGUAAGCCCAGCAGAGAGUCCCUUGCAUUAUGUUGUGAUUGCACCAUUCAGAAACGUUUCUCGUUGUUGGAGAUAGAAAACAGCAAAUACAAUAAUUACAUCAGCAGUUUUUUUCACAGUUGGAGUAGAAGUAUUUUGCUUCUGUCUGGUAGUUUUCUAAGGCCUUAAUAUUUGAGGGGUAGGUUAUUUCCUGUGCAUACAGAAAUGGCCUAGGUUCUGUAGUUAGCUCUGCAAACAGGAUACCUGAUUCACUGUGCAUAAGAAGAAAGUUGCUUCUCAAAAUACAUUUUCCAUGUGAGAGACUUGGUUUCAGACCAAAGUAAGAAUAAAUAGGAGUUUUGGGAGGAGCCUUGCUUUCUGCAUGUGGAGAUGAUUAUUUUCUUUCUGGGUCCUAUUAAUAUUGUUAUACAAUGGGACUUUGACGUACUGUAGACGUAAGAAUGAAAAGAACUGGUGCUCUCACAAUCUGAAAUUGACCUGCUGACAUGAAAUGGUUUUAAAGGAGCUGUCCCAGAACUUGGGAGUAUUUUGUAAGUGUACUUUUGAGUUCUUUGGAAAUAGCAGUUCAUAAACUGCUGUUCAGAUACCUUUUUGUCGUUGACUCCCUCAAAACCUUACAGUUACCAGAUGUGUCAAAGUUGAUCUUUAGUCACUGAAGAUACUGUUGGAAAUCUUGAUCUGUUUCUUGUCUAUGCUUAGUCAUAACUGUUAAAGUAAAUUCCAAACAGACUGGAGCAGCACAACUGCAAUGAGACUUUACUUACAUAGGAAGUGAUGUUUUGAGAGGGCUUUGGCUUGCUUUGGCACACAGAGUAAAACUAGAUUUUCAGGAUGCCUUGGUGCUGUCUGGAAACAAGACUUUGAACAAAGUUACCUUUUUUUGUAAAGUACAUUGGAUGAUGAGUUUACAGCUUGUCAGCUGCUCUAGGAAACCUCUGAAGUUCAUGUUUCAUUGUAUCGAUUUUGUAUUAAAAAUUAAUCACAGAAACUCUUAAGUCACUUUAAAAUAAAGAUGCAACAUGAAAA